This is a messenger RNA of Lasiodiplodia theobromae, 1605 nucleotides long. RefSeq names its product Protein pns1 protein. Bases 1 to 1605 code for a protein of 534 amino acids. Gene Ontology annotation, molecular function: transmembrane transporter activity. The transcript is spliced from 4 exons. NCBI's taxonomy places the organism in Eukaryota, Fungi, Ascomycota, Dothideomycetes, Botryosphaeriales, Botryosphaeriaceae. The record is from RefSeq and is a predicted model, not a curated record. Gene Ontology annotation, biological process: transmembrane transport. Gene Ontology annotation, cellular component: plasma membrane.
AUGGCAUCCAACGGCGCCGCCGCCGACUACUACCAGCAGCCGCAAGGCCAGCAGCAACAAGGCUACACCAAUGGUUACAACAACAGCGCGCCUUACCAGCAGCCGCCCGACCCUCACAAGCAAUACGCGCAACCGCCUCCAAACUACGGCCAGAACUAUCCUCCUCCAAAUGGCCCUCCCCCAAAUGGCGCCUACGCCGACAAGCCGUCGUUCGAUCAGGCAUUCAAGCUGGACAAACCCAAAUACAAUGACUUAUGGGCUGGCAUUCUGUUCAUCCUCGUCUUCUUGGGUUUCGUCGUCGUGUCUGCCGUCUCUAUUCAGGGAUACGCUCACACCAAAGGUUUCAAUGGCGGCGGUAUCUACGAUGGCGCCAACAACUUCGGCCUCACAACCAACACCAUCGUCCUGUUCAUCUUCUGUCUCUGCAUUGCCAUCGUCUUCAGCUAUGCCUAUGUCUGGCUCGCCCGCGCCUUUACCAAACAGUUCAUUUGGAUCACCGGCAUCCUGAACAUCAUCUUCGGCUUCGUCACCGCCAUUUACAUGCUGUCGAGGCAUUAUUGGUCAGGCGGAAUCGUCUUCCUGCUCUUCUCCAUCUUUAUGGUCAUCGCUUUCAUCAGCUGGAUCCCGCGCAUCCCCUUUAGCGCCCUGAUGCUGCAGACUGCCAUCGACGUCUCCAAGAACUACGGCCAUGUCUAUCUGGUCAGCGCAAUCGGUGGUCUGAUCGGCGCAGCUUUUGGCGCCUGGUACGCGGUGACUUUGGUCGCCGUUUACGUCAAGUAUGAGCCAGGAAACAACCCUGCCUGCAACACCGGUGCCGGUGGUUGUGGCAAAGGCAAGGUUAUUGGUCUUUUGGUUUUCAUCACUUUUGCAAUGUACUGGAUCUCCGAGUGGCUCAAGAACACUAUCCACACUACCAUCUCCGGCGUUUACGGCUCAUGGUACUUCUGCUCCAACAAUUUCCCGAAAGGCGCCACCAGGGGAGCUCUCAAGCGUUCCAUGACCUACAGCUUCGGAUCCAUCAGCUUUGGCAGCCUCAUUGUUGCCAUAAUCAACUGUCUGCGUCAGCUUUGCUCCAUCGCCCAGCAACAAGAAGCUUCCGAGGGCAACCUUAUCGGUACCAUUCUGUUCUGCGUCCUCGGCUGCAUCAUUGGCAUUCUCGAUUGGGCCGUUCAAUUCCUCAAUCGCUACGCCUUCUCGUAUAUUGCCCUAUAUGGCAAAUCGUAUAUUGCUGCUGCCAAGGAUACCUGGAAGAUGAUCAAGGAUCGUGGCAUUGACGCUCUUGUCAAUGAAUGCCUCAUCGGUCCCGUCCUCGGCAUGGGCGCCACCUUCAUCGCCUACGCCUGCGCUCUCCUUGCCUACCUCUAUCUCAUCUUCACCUCACCCGCCUAUAACCAAGACGGCGCUUACACCCCUGUGGUUGUUGCAUUUGCUUUCCUGAUCGGCCUGCAAAUUUGCAACAUCUUCACGACGCCACUAAGUAGCGGCAUUGACACCAUCUUCGUCGCCUGCGCCUGGGACCCAGAGGUCCUCGUGCGGGAUCACCCGGACCUGUACGCUCGCAUGAUCAGCGUUUAUCCUCAUGUUCAGCAGGCCAUUCAUGCCUGA